AGGACGCUCCGCCCCCGCCGCUGGAUCCGCCGCUGCUGCCGCGGCGGGCAAACCUGCAGGAGGAGGCGGCGGCGGCGGCGGCCGAGGCCGAGGGAAGAUGGCGGACGGCGUGGACCACAUAGACAUUUACGCGGAUGUGGGCGAAGAGUUCAACCAGGAAGCUGAAUAUGGUGGGCAUGAUCAAAUAGAUUUGUAUGAUGAUGUCAUCUCUCCAUCUGCAAAUAAUGGAGAUGCCCCAGAAGACCGGGAUUAUAUGGAUACUCUGCCACCAACUGUUGGUGAUGAUGUGGGGAAAGGAGCAGCACCAAAUGUAGUCUAUACAUAUACUGGAAAGAGAAUUGCAUUAUAUAUUGGAAAUCUAACAUGGUGGACAACAGAUGAAGACUUAACUGAAGCAGUUCAUUCUUUGGGAGUAAAUGAUAUUUUGGAGAUAAAAUUUUUUGAAAAUCGGGCAAAUGGCCAGUCAAAGGGGUUUGCCCUUGUUGGUGUUGGAUCUGAAGCAUCCUCAAAAAAGUUGAUGGAUCUGUUGCCUAAAAGAGAACUUCAUGGUCAGAAUCCUGUUGUAACUCCAUGCAAUAAACAGUUCCUGAGUCAAUUUGAAAUGCAGUCCAGGAAAACUACACAAUCAGGACAAAUGUCUGGGGAAGGUAAAGCUGGUCCUCCAGGAGGCAGUUCACGUGCAGCAUUUCCACAAGGUGGUAGAGGACGGGGCCGUUUUCCAGGGGCUGUCCCAGGUGGGGACAGAUUUCCUGGACCAGCAGGACCAGGAGGGCCACCCCCACCUUUUCCAGGAAAUUUGAUCAAGCAUCUUGUUAAAGGAACUCGGCCUUUGUUCCUGGAAACUAGGAUUCCAUGGCAUAUGGGGCACAGCAUAGAGGAAAUACCCAUUUUUGGCCUAAAAGCUGGACAGACUCCACCACGUCCACCCUUAGGUCCUCCAGGCCCACCUGGUCCACCAGGUCCUCCACCUCCUGGUCAGGUUCUGCCUCCUCCUUUAGCUGGGCCUCCUAAUCGAGGAGAUCGCCCUCCACCACCAGUUCUUUUCCCUGGACAACCUUUUGGGCAACCUCCAUUGGGUCCGCUUCCUCCUGGCCCUCCACCUCCAGUUCCAGGCUACGGCCCACCUCCUGGUCCACCACCUCCACAACAGGGACCACCUCCACCUCCAGGCCCCUUUCCACCUCGCCCACCGGGCCCUCUUGGGCCACCCCUUACACUUGCUCCUCCUCCGCAUCUUCCUGGACCACCUCCAGGUGCCCCACCACCAGCUCCACAUGUGAACCCGGCUUUCUUUCCUCCACCAACUAACAGCGGCAUGCCUACAUCAGAUAGCCGGGGUCCACCACCAACAGAUCCCUAUGGCCGACCUCCACCAUAUGAUAGGGGUGACUAUGGGCCACCUGGAAGGGAAAUGGAUACUGCAAGAACACCAUUGAGUGAAGCUGAGUUUGAAGAAAUCAUGAAUAGAAAUAGGGCAAUCUCAAGCAGUGCUAUUUCAAGAGCUGUGUCUGAUGCAAGCGCUGGUGAUUAUGGGAGUGCUAUUGAGACAUUGGUAACUGCAAUUUCUUUAAUUAAACAGUCCAAAGUAUCUGCUGAUGAUCGUUGCAAAGUUCUUAUUAGCUCUUUGCAAGAUUGCCUUCAUGGAAUUGAAUCCAAGUCUUAUGGUUCUGGAUCAAGAAGACGUGAACGAUCAAGAGAGAGGGACCAUAGUAGAUCACGAGAAAAGAGUCGGCGUCAUAAAUCCCGUAGUAGAGAUCGUCAUGAUGAUUAUUAUAGAGAGAGAAGCAGAGAACGAGAGAGACAUCGGGACCGGGACCGGGACCGAGACCGAGAACGUGACCGAGAGCGCGAGUAUCGUCAUCGUUAGAAGCUGAAGGAAGAGGAACACCUUCCAAGACAGUCUUCAUGGGGGAAAAUGAUGCUUGUCCAGCAGUUUGCUUCUUGUGAUUGAACUGAACCUGUAAGGAUUCAUGGAUAAAAUGAACAGGAAUAGAUCUGAAUAAAGCAAAUCUGCAUAAAUGGUAACCAGUAGCUCUACUUUUAUUUUUUAUGUUGCUUAACUGUUCUAUUUGAAGGAAACCUGUGUGAUUUAAAAAGUUAUAGCUUUUGCAACUUUAUUACUGGUUAUAUACAUUUGACCAUUAUAAUGUGCAAGCAAUUGGAACAAAAUGUCAAGUAAAUGCUUGUUUUUAUAGUAGUUUGUUCUUGUUAAAAAUGUUCAUAUGAUAAUGUCUGUAAACAGCACCACUUUGAUUACAAUAGAUGUAGUGUUGUAAUAAACUGUUUAAUGGGGCUGAUGUGUAAAGCUGUUCAAGUUAUUUGAUGUUUACACCUCAGGGAAAGUCUUGUGUUCAGCAAUAUCUAAAUGAUAAUGUUACUCUGACAUUUAUACUGUCCUUUAAAAAAGCAUUGCAAUAGCAUUUUUGGAUAUGCAUCAAUCUAUAUAAUCUUGGCGUUCAGUGAAUUAAACAUACUAUAAGUAUCUCUUGCCCUUGAUUUUGAUAUUAGAAUAGGUGAUAACAUGGAUAUUUACUAUUUCUAUAUUCUGCUUUUCUAGCUGUUUUUACCUAGUUAGCUUGUGAUUUUGCUGAAUGGUAUGUUAUCUUGUAAAAACUGAAAUUUCAUGGACAUAGCAAUCCAGUCAAUGUGUUAGGGGUCAAAAUUCUGUGGUUUUAACACUUUAGUAAAAACCCAUACUUUAUUUGCUAUAGUGAUGCAGCUUAAUUAUAACACAGAUGUACUGAAACGCUUAAUUGUAAACUGCUAGCAUUGAAGAAAUAUUUUGACAAUUCUGAUUUGAUGCGGCAGUUAUUUGCUGUUUUAUAUUGAUCAUGCUUAUGGUUUAUUUUUGAAGCCAUGGGCAGUGUAAAUACAGCCGUGAAGCAGACAAAUGUGAGUAAAGACAGCCUUAGAUUUAUUUUCCGGUUAUUAUAGAUUUCUGAAAGGUGUGAUGUUUAUUAUCAGGUUAUAUUCUCCUGUGUGUGUAAUGGGAGAGUAUAGGUGUACUCUAUCUCCACACUUUAGGAAUUUUUUGUAUGUUCACCAACCGAUUGAUUCAUGCUAGAGUUACUUAAAAGGUUUUUUUCAAACCUGCCUUGCAUAUAGGUCCACAUUAAAAGCACCUGGCUAGCAUGUGUUGUUAAUCACAAAAUCAGCAUAGGCAGAGCCUCAACUUGAUUAGAAAUUUUUACAGGAAAGUCAUUCGGAAUCACUGUUUCAGAAAUUUGAGGUAAAAAUCCUUCAACAAGUUAAUUUGUUUUUAAUGUUUUUAAGAUCUGAUUAUCUGUGAGAUAACUUCUGGUAACACAUAUAGGCUUUUGAAAAGUAUGGCCGAAUUAUAGGACAAUGCUUAAAGUAUUUAAGCACCCCAGAUAUUAAUGUCAUGUUCAACUGUGGAAGCCCUCCAGAGACCUACACUGCAGCGCUUCACUUUCAUCUUGUGUACUCUCACACUAAUUACAAAAUUAGCUGCUUUAAAUCAUCCAUAUUAUUGACAGUUUUGUUUUUCAAAUGUUUUGUGACUAGAGUGUGCACGGGAUCGUUGGUGUUUAUCAGAACUAUUUGCUCUCAUAUUUUUUAACUGUUCUGUCUUGUUGAAAAUGCAGUUGCUUUUUUAACAUUAUUUGAGAGUUGUAUCAAAAUGAGUCUUCUUGUUUUGUGCAUAGGUGUUGUUUUUGUCAUUUCUUAGCUUUUUAAUACUUUGAUUACAAUGCCCUAAUGUGAAGAAGUAUGGACAUAAAUACAUUACAAGGGAAAUUAGUUAAUAGUAAGCUUAAAAGGUAAGUAAAUGUCCAUGAGAAUAAAUUUUUCUCUGAAUAAUUUUAAAAUGGAAUCAUAAAAAUCUGAGCUUGAACUUGAAAUGAAGCUGGAAAUUUUGUACUAAUUAAAUCCUUUACCUUUUCAUUUUUUAUCAGUGGGACUCCUUAAUUGCUCAUUCUAUAUCACUCUUCUCCCUAGCUGGCUGAUCUCAUUACAUGAUUUUUGUUGAAGACAAUGUGAGUGUACUAGAAUUGUUUGCUGCUAGUCCAUUAUUUUUAAAUGUUGUCAGAAGUAAUUUUUCUGUUUGACCUAUUUUUGCAGUCUUUCUCUACCUGGUAACAUGAAUGUAGGGUGGUAAAGGUGAAAAUUGCAAGCCUUAUUUUAUUCUUCAUACCCCUUCUGUCAUUUAUGGACUGAUGUUUUUUGAAAACUUUUUUUUUUAAUGUGUAAAAACAAUCCAAAGAAAUAACUCUUUACACAGACACCAAAAAGAGAAAGAAAAGAGUUCCAGAGACAUUUUCAUUUCUUAAAAUAAUAAUAAUAAUAAUAAUUGUAGUAGUGGAUAUAAAAGCCAAUGAGUUUUAAUUUUAAACCAUAGCAUUUUUUAGUGCUUUGCAGUCACAUUUUUUUCAGCUAUUAAAGUUAGGAAUGAUUUAUACAGCACCUGAGUGGUAUUGCUUCUGAAGCGACAUUUUGAUGUGCUGGUUUUAGUUAAAGGACAUAUUUGUGGAAGAGAUAUUUCACUGUAAAUUUGGAAAUGCUUAUUUUGUUGAUUUUCGUAAGAGUUGGAGUUAAGUUGCAGUGGCUGUUGAUCAUAGUUUAGCUGCUUAAUGGCCCCUUACCUAGAACAUUCUUAAGUAGUUAAAUACAAUUUGGAGUUCACAAAUAACUUAGUGAAUUAUAGCAUAAGGUAUUAUUUUCAUUUAAUUCUCCCGUGGAGAAUAUUCCUUUGUUUUUUACUAGUUUAAGGUCAGUUCUUAAACAUGGAGGUUUUAAUAAUUGUAUAACAUUUUAUAGUAAAAGGGGGAAAUUGUUAGAAGGGUAAAGACUCUUUCCCUGUGUAUUUAAGUGUGCCAAUAACCUACAUACAUAAGGCUUUAUACAAUGAGAUGCUACUGCAAGGCUUUCUGUUGGCAUACUUUCAGCAUUUUGGUUUUCAUACCUGAAUGACCAUUGCAUUUUUCUGUAUCUUUUUCUGUAUCUUCUUAAGAUGCUCCAAUUUUGUGUUUUAAGCUUUAGCUUGCAUUAAGGGGGAGUUUACAUUCUCAUUCUUUACUGAGAAUACAGUAUUGAGAUUCUUGCUGUUUUACAGAAAACUGCCUUUUGAAUUUUAUUAAGAUCAUUUGCAUCCCAUGGCCAUCUGUAAAUUUUUCCUGCAGUUGUAUUUCAGUGCACGCUUAUCAUUUGUACAUAUUAGACAUUUUUGUGCUAAAAUAUAUUAAGUGAGAUUUUUGUAGCAAAGCAUCCUAUUUUUCUGUUCUGUGUGUGUGUGUGUGUGUGUGUGUGUGUGUGUGUGUGUGUGUGUGUGUAUGUUCGUGUUACUUCACUUUAACCUUCAGUUGAAACACUGGAGUAUUUAAUUUUUUAGCAACUUGACUCCUAGAAGCCUUAGACUAAUUUUUUAAAGAAAUAUUCAACCAAAAAGUAUAAAUUUAUUAAGAUGUGGCCUUACAUAUAGCAUUCCUUGUGUUUAUAAUGUGAUAUUUUUGGAGAAAUCAAGAGGAUUAAAAUUUCAUUGUAAGUUGAAAUAGAAAAUGUGCUAAAAUGUCUAGGCUUCUGGGAGGAAGUUCUUGUACUCUUCUUUCUUGGCAUUAGAAAGAAGCAGUAUGAAUUAUUAAUAUUCAGAAUAUUGAGGCAGUUGUGUCCUGUUCAGAUUGAUUAAUUGUCUUAACCAAUGUUUCUUUAAAGUUUCAGGUUGUUGGCAUUAACUCUGAGUGUGCAGCUCCUAUGUUUUUUGUAUGGGACGUAUAAAUACUUGUUUAGGUAUAGACAGUUUAAUGUUUUAAAGACUUCUUGAUACAUUAAUUAACAUUAUAAUGGGAGUCUUUUGAAAUGGUAGGUAUAGUUUAAUUGAAGUCACACAAAUAAAUCUUGAAAUGGUAUCUGCAGAUAGUAAAUAUUAUGGAAAGUUUUUCAUGUGAGAGUAUCUUAAAACUCCACCAUGUGUGCAGAUGUUCUACAUGAAUUUCAUAAUUGGAUAGACCCUGCAUUUAGUAAAAGCAUUUCAUUUUGAAGUUGUGUUCUUUCUGUUGCACUGUUACUGGGUAACACUUCUCAGCAUUCUGUAAGUUAAAUAAUUUUAAAAUACAAUGGUGAAUUCGUGUUUAUUUUUUUACUUUGAAAAUUGUAGUACUCAGGUGGUAUUUAAUGGGAAAGGAUCCUUUGGGGUUAAUCAUAAUGUAUUCUAAGGAAUGCAUCUAUAACAUUGGUGACUUUAGCCUUAAAAAAAAAGUUAUAUUCUUAUUAUUCCUUACCCUUCAUCCCAUGGUAUAUUAGCAAAGUAGUUUACAGCCUUGUACAGCCUUACAAAGUUGUUUUACAAUUUUUAAUGGAAAGCCCUUAACAAAAAGAAACUGUAUCAUAUUACCAGUAUCCAUGAAUUACUGAAUCGUUUGUAAAUAAUUUGUCUAAUACCAGACGGCCAAAGAAAGUCUUAAAACUAGCUAUUGACUCUGUGGUGACUUCACAAUAAGAUACCUGUGCAAAAGGUAAGGUGAUAUUUGAUCAAAUAGACAUCUUUUUGGUGUCCAUGGCAACUAGACUUCCAUAUUAGCUUCUAUUAAAAAGCUCAUUCCAUUUUAUUAAAAUGUUUGUAUUGCAAUUUUGUGUUUAAAUGUUUACUUUCUGUCUUUUCUUUCUUUAGCAUUUAGGUGACUGUUGAGCAGUUUGCUAUACUGGCCACUGUUGGCCUUAAACUGCACUAGUAACAAGCAUGGUAUUUAUCUUGUAUUGAAAAUAAAACACAGUUUUGAUAAUA
Molecule: messenger RNA, 6736 nt
Organism: Manis javanica (Malayan pangolin)
Lineage: Eukaryota; Metazoa; Chordata; Mammalia; Pholidota; Manidae
Gene: CPSF6
Product: cleavage and polyadenylation specific factor 6
Molecular function (GO): RNA binding
Source: RefSeq, a predicted model, not a curated record